AUGGGUACUGAAGAAAUUGAAAUAGAGUUUAUUGAGAAUGCUCCCUCUAUGGCUAUGUCGCCCUUGAAGACACAGGGCAAAAUUGGAGCGGAGAUCCUUGACUCUCAUAUUUAUGAGGACCAUGGGAACCCUCAUCAGGCGGCGCUGGACAUCAACGCCGAUGGCAGAGUCUCUGCAUCGACUUGGGCAGCGGUGUUUUUCCUGGGCAUGACAUUCCUUCCAUCGAUUACUUUCUCACUGAGUACUUUUGUCCCGGUUGCAACCACAGUCGUCCUAAAGUUACAAGGCAAUACAAAUAAUGUCAAUUGGCUUGCUGGCGGAUGGUCUGUGAGCGGAAGUGUCGCCUUUGCCAUUGCCGGUCAACUAAGCGACUAUAUGGGACGGAAACAGGUUGUGGUGACUGGACAAGUGUUCUUGCUCAUUGGCCACCUCGUUGGGGCCACUGCUCAGGGGUUAAACCAGAUAAUUGCCGCGAUGGUGAUCAUUGGAGCUGGCACUGGAACUGUUUUUGUAAUCUAUGCGAGUAUAUCAGAGAUACUCCCCAACAAAUGGAGGCCAUUCGGAAUUGCAUCGCCCGAGUUCCUCCUAUGUGUAGUGGGUUCGUUCGGCCCGGUAAUGGCAAGAAAGCUCACCCAGGAUGUUACAUGGCGAUGGAUCUUCAUCAUAGGGGAGAUCAUUGGUCUUAUUGCUACAGCCGGUACAUUGAUCUUCUACAAGCCGCCUAGGCGCACCUUUCAGGAUCGCACCAAGCUUCAGGUUCUGUCUGAGCUGGACUAUCUCGGCAUAUUCCUCUAUGCAGCAGGCGUGACCUUGUUUCUGCUCGGCCUAGGUUGGCCCGGUAUUACCUAUCCUUGGAAGAGCGCCGCUGUGAUUGUCCCUAUAACACUUGGUGGCAUCUUAUUUUUGUGCACUUUUGUCUGGGACUUUCGGGGUCGUGUUGGAAGACCACUUUUCCCCUAUCGACUGAUGGGUAGAUUCAGGGAAUUCACGUCCCUACUUAUUAUAAAUUUUGCCUCUGGCCUUGCACACAUCGCUCUGGCCAAUUUCGUACCCCAGCAAAUCCAACUUGUUUUUACAUCGGAUCCCACUCUUGCCGGAUGGUUCAACACUCCAGCUGGCCUCGGGACCUUUAUUGGCGGAUUCGUGCUCGGCAGUCUGGCCCGGAAGCUCAAACACUUUCCUCAACAGCUUCUUAUUGCCAACGCGAUCCAGGCUCUCGGUUGCGGUCUUUUGGCAAUUGCCACUCCCGAUCGAAUUCCCGCCGGACUAGUCAUUCAGGGAAUUGCCAAUGCUCCUUUUGCAUGGACUCUUGUUCUUAGCUACACUACCGCGGGGCUUCAUGUUCCUCAACGAGAUAUAGGUCUGGCGCUUGGCCUACUCGGCGCCUCUCGUUAUCUCGGUGGAGCAAUAGGUUCUACACUCUUCAAUACUAUUCUCCGCGCUAGGGCUGCCAAAAGCAUCCCAAUGAGAGUUUUGGCGGCAGUGGAACCUCUCGACUUCCCUUUACCGCGUGUAGGUGGCCUUAUAGCUGCCCUAACGUCUGGUAAUGCCGCCAGCCUGGCCGCAUACCCUGAAAAUGUUGUUGCUGCUGGAAAAUUGGCGGUUCGUUGGGGAUACAGUGAUGCGUUAGCCUACGUUUGGUAUGCAUCUAUACCAUUCUGUGUCAUAGCAUGCGUUGCUUGUCUGUUUGUUUUGGACCCUUCGCCUUAUCUGACCAACCAUACCGCCGUUGUGACUUCAGAUACUGCUUUAGCAAACAAGAAGAGCGAAGCUAAAGGCAGUGUGUAA
Messenger RNA from Talaromyces amestolkiae, 1788 nucleotides. RefSeq lists its product as uncharacterized. Gene Ontology annotation, biological process: transmembrane transport. The coding region runs from base 1 to 1788 and encodes 595 amino acids. The record is from RefSeq and is a predicted model, not a curated record. The transcript is spliced from 2 exons. Gene Ontology annotation, molecular function: transmembrane transporter activity. NCBI's taxonomy places the organism in Eukaryota, Fungi, Ascomycota, Eurotiomycetes, Eurotiales, Trichocomaceae. Gene Ontology annotation, cellular component: membrane.